Molecule: messenger RNA, 1011 nt
Organism: Radiomyces spectabilis
Lineage: Eukaryota; Fungi; Mucoromycota; Mucoromycetes; Mucorales; Radiomycetaceae
Product: kinase-like domain-containing protein
Exons: 5
Coding region: 1-1011 (336 amino acids)
Biological process (GO): signal transduction; protein phosphorylation
Cellular component (GO): cytoplasm
Molecular function (GO): ATP binding; protein serine/threonine kinase activity
Source: RefSeq, a predicted model, not a curated record
AUGUUAGGCCAUAUUGAUCCAUCCAAAGUCUUCAACGUGAUUGCCAAGAAUGGCAAGACGAACAAGGAUCUACGCUUAUCGUAUACAACACAUCAGGUAGCCGGCACAGGAACGUUUGGCGUAGUGUACAAGGCCAAACUAAAAACAGGCGAACUCGUCGCCAUCAAAAAAGUCAAUCAAGACAAACGAUACAAGAAUCGUGAAUUGCAAAUUAUGCAAGCUUUGGCGGAGCAUCCUAAUAUUGUUACGUUAAAGUGGUACUUUCGUAGUCAAGGCGGAAGUGGAGUCAAGAAAGAUGCGGUCUUUCUCAACUUGGUGCUCGAAUAUGUUCCAGAAACCAUCCAUCAACGAUCACGCCAUUACGUGAGAAUUAAACAACGUAUGCCCGAUAUUUACAUCCAACUGUACACCGUGCAACUGUUGCGCGCCGUCGCAUAUCUCCAUUCUCUGGGAAUCUGUCACCGCGAUAUUAAACCUCAAAAUAUCCUUCUGGAUCCGGCCACGAAUAUUGUCAAAUUGUGUGAUUUUGGAAGUGCCAAGAUCUUGACUGCAGGUGAUGCCAACGUUUCGUAUAUUUGUUCGCGAUAUUAUCGAGCACCUGAAUUGAUUUUGGGCGCCGAAGAGUAUACAGUCAGCAUUGAUAUGUGGUCAGCGGGAUGCGUGAUUGGCGAGAUGAUUCUGGGCACGCCCUUGUUCCCCGGCGAGAACUCACCACGUCAAAUGGCGGAAAUUGUCAACGUACUCGGUACACCCACACAAGACCAAGUGAGAACCAUGAAUCCGUCGUCCACCGCAUUUACCUUUCCCGACAUUCCCGGCCAACCUUUGGCAAGCAUUUUCCCAUCGGAUGUGUCACCCGAUCUGGUGGAUCUGUUGGAUUGCAUGUUAAGAUACGAACCACAUCAACGUAUCACCGCCGCCCAAGCCGUCCAUCAUUCAUGCUUUCAUGAUCUACGUAAAAAAUGUCAAGACCUUUCCAUUGACACCCAAUUCCUUGACCUAUCCUCCUAA